CUUCUCUAUAAAUUCGAGCUGCUAUGUUUUUCUCCAUUUCCCUCUCUAAUGGCGAAACAAAAUGGCAGCCAUUACCUAUCGACGUAUCAUCAUCAAUAAUUUCUCAUUUUCCUUUAUCUUUCAUCAACGUUUUUCUCCCUUUACUUCCGACUCCUCCACGGCUGCCGACAACAUUCCUCAGCCAAUCGACUCGACCCAUCUCCGCCGUGUUUGUACCGUUUUGUAUCAGCAACAGAACUCCCCCGAUCUCAAGCUUCACACCAAACUUCUCGCCUGUAAUUUCAACCUCUCACACGAAUUCUUCCUCCAGGUAUGCAACACUUUCCCUCUCUCAUGGCGUCCCGUUUAUCGAUUCUUCCAAUUCACCGAAACUCACCCCAAUUUCACUCACACGGCUGUCUCUUUCAACAAGUUGAUUGAUGUUGUUGGGAAGUCACGAAAUAUCGAUCUCUUGUGGGGUUUGAUUCAAGAAAUGGGGCGGCGGCGGUUGGUUAAUGAUAAAACCUUUGUUGUUGCUCUGAGAACUCUGGCGACGGCCAGAGAGUUGAAGAAAUGUGUAGAGUUUUUCCAUUUGAUGAAUGGGUAUGGGUUUUGUUAUAGUUUAGUAACUUUGAAUAGAGUAGUUGAGAAAUUGUGUGGCUGUAAACUAGUGGAUGAGGCUAAGUUUUUGGUUAUGAAAUUGAAUGAAUGGAUCAAAGCUGAUGGGGUUACUUAUAAGUUGUUGAUUAAGGGGUUUUGCAAUGUGGGGGAUUUGAUUGAGGCUUCAAAGAUGUGGAACUUAAUGGUGGAUGAAGGGUUUGAGCCUGAAAUGGAAGCUGUGGAGGAGAUGAUGAAUGUUCUUUUCAAGACCAAUAAAUUGGACGAAGCUUUGAAACUUUUCCAGGCACUUAGAUCAGAUAGGAUGAAUGAUUUGAUUCCUUCAACUUAUAGUCUUGUGAUAAGAUGGUUGUGUAAUAAAGGUAAGGUGGGACAAGCAUUCAUUGUGUUUGACGAAAUGCAUAAGAGAGGACUUGAAGUUGAUAAUUCGGUACAUUCUUCACUUAUUUAUGGACUUUUAGCAAGAGGGAGGAGGAGAGAAGCUUAUAAUAUAAUGAGACGAAUUGAGAAUCCUGAUUUGGAUGUGUAUCAUGCAUUUAUCAAGGGACUUUUGAAGUUGAAAAGGGCAAAUGAAGCAACUCAAGUUUUCAGGGAAAUGAUAGAAAGAGGGUGUGAGCCUAUAAUGCAUACAUAUAUAAUGUUGUUGCAAGGACAUCUAGGGAAAAGGGGGAGGAAAGGAUCGGAUCCACUUGUGAAUUUUGAUAGUAUUUUUGUUGGAGGGUUGGUGAAGAAUGGGAAGUCAUUGGAGGCUACAAAGUAUGUGGAGAGACUUAUGAAAAGAGGGCUUGAAGUGCCAAGGUUUGAUUACAACAAAUUUUUACAUUACUAUUCGAAUGAGGAGGGGGUGGUAAUGUUUAGAGAGGUGGGGAAUAAGUUGAGAGAAGUUGGAUUGGUUGAUUUGGCUGAUAUUUUUCAGAGAUAUGGGGAGAAAAUGACCACUAGAGAUAGGAGGAGAAAUCGAGCAGUAACAGAUUUGAAAUGAAAUGCCUUAUUGGAUUAUGAACCACCUCAUGACGUUAUCGAGCAAACUUAUUGACUGUGUUGAGUUGAAAGGAUUAGGUGUUUCAGGUGAUUUCCGUCUCCUUCUUCUUUGAUGUGUUGAAGAUAAAUCAAAAGCCUUACUGGAUUAUGAUUCGAUUCACGAUGCCGUUGAGGGCAAACUUAACAACUAUGUUGAGUUGAAAGGAUUAGGCAUUCAGGUGAUUUCCAUCUAUUUCUGUGAUAUGUUGUAGAUAAAUGAAAUGCGUUACUGGAUAACGAAUUGCUUCAUGACGUUGAUGAGCAAACUUAUCUACUGUGUUAAGUUGAAAGGAUUAAGUGUUUGAGGCGUGAUUUCCAUCUACUUCUUCGGUAAUGUGUUGGAGAUGCUUGAACUUGAGAAGUUUUGCUGAUUUGAAAAGGCAACAUUAGUUGAUAAAGUGCAAAUUUAUUUGUGGGUCCAAAAUAGAGGUAGAGGCAGUGCCAAGUCCCAAAAAGUCCUUGGACGAUAAAGGGAGAGGUCAUACCUAUGUGGGGAAUGGAGGAAGACAUUCAAACUUGUUGUAAGCCCCUCACAUCAUGUUUGAUUGAACCAACAAACAAAAAGGUGGAUUGCAGUCCAGAACAUAACUUGUAAGUUGGGUUCAACUUAUUUGGAAGAUGUUCAUGGUUAGUAUUUCGUCUCUACUAAUGAAAAUUAGUUAUGUAAUGUAAUUAAACAACAAACCAACUUGGUAAUAAAUAGUUAUCUUUUAAUUAUCAGUACAUUCUUCUAUGUUGAAUGCAGCAUAUUUUCUUUCA
Molecule: messenger RNA, 2376 nt
Organism: Cucumis sativus (cucumber)
Lineage: Eukaryota; Viridiplantae; Streptophyta; Magnoliopsida; Cucurbitales; Cucurbitaceae
Product: putative pentatricopeptide repeat-containing protein At1g26500
Exons: 4
Coding region: 62-1579 (505 amino acids)
Molecular function (GO): protein binding
Source: RefSeq, a predicted model, not a curated record